Haplochromis burtoni (Burton's mouthbrooder) is the source of this 6917-nucleotide messenger RNA. It is a transcript of the gene clcn3, whose product is annotated as chloride channel 3. Gene Ontology annotation, molecular function: voltage-gated chloride channel activity. Gene Ontology annotation, biological process: chloride transport; transmembrane transport. The record is from RefSeq and is a predicted model, not a curated record. Bases 4274 to 6727 code for a protein of 817 amino acids. Gene Ontology annotation, cellular component: membrane; synaptic vesicle; Golgi apparatus. NCBI's taxonomy places the organism in Eukaryota, Metazoa, Chordata, Actinopteri, Cichliformes, Cichlidae. The transcript is spliced from 14 exons.
UUUGAUUGGUCAGAACCUGGACAUCUUGAGCUUCCCUUCACGAAUCCCCCGACCCUCCUUUCCUUGAACUCUCAGUGAGCUUCCCCAUCGUUGCCAUCUCACGGCUCUCUGUUGGUCUCUGGGUGUGAGUCAUCGCACUGCUGACGCUUGUGUGUGCUUCUGUCUUGUGCCACCGCCACCCUCAUCUUCAUCAUCAUCAUCAACUGUUCUCUAUGUCAAACCCUGGAAAAACUUUCUCUUAAACCAUCCACCCAGCAUCAUUGUCCUGCUUCCAUUUUCACCAUUGAAGACAAAGAACUUUAACUUAUCUUAUCUCGUAUUCACUUUCUAGAUUUUCUUUAAGAACCAUUAACUUCUUCCUGUUUUCACCCAUGAAAAUUUCUGGAGCUGUAUUACCAAAUAUGAUAGUUUUCAUCAAUUAAAUGUAACAGAAGUAGCAAACAUGUAAAACAGACAUGGUACUUAACUGAUUAUCAAUAUCGUCCAAUUAAAACUGAGUUAAUUAGCUGUUUUGUAAUCAUAUGUAAGGCAGUUUCAGCAGCUCCAUGUAGUUUUUUUUUCUUCCUUUGUUCAUUUGUUGCUGUCUCUGCAUACCACCUUAUUUGUAAUUGUUGCUCUGUUGCGAGGUUUUAUAGUUUGUCCUCGUCUAGCAUCCUGUUUAUCUUGCCGUGCUGUUUCCCUCGAUCAGUUUGACCUUAUCACCUCUUUAAUGUUCUUGCUUCCUGUUUCCUAAAGUGUGCCUCGUUGCAUGUUGUCAUUUCUGCUUUUGUGCGUUCUCCUCCUCCUUUCAUCCCUUGGCACAUGCAGACGUUCCUGUCAGGUAGCUGUUAAGCGGAGGUGGUGGUAGUAGUACUGUCAUGUGGCAGAGCGAGUUGAUUGGCUGUGUUUUGCCAAGUUGGAGCAAAUGUUACAGUUACUUAAUUACUUCAAUCACAGACAGCGCUGAAUGUGAUCUCUGUGCCAAGCUGCCACGUUUCAUAAUUCCCUUCAUGCCUAUCAUUUUUCAGCGCGGUCACCCGCUUCUCAGUCAGUCAGCGUCUCAGUGGUGCUCCGACUCGCUUAUCCCCAUCAGCACCCAAUCCGCAGCUUCCUGUUUUCUCUUCCUCGUCUCAGUAAAUAUGCUGAUUCGUUUAAUUUCUUACUCGCAGCUGAUCAAACAGAGAGCGCGCGUCGUGCUGAGGAUGGUGUCAGAGGUGUCGGCCGAGCUCGGCUCUCCAAAUAUGAGCCGCUCGUGUUUAGUCAGGAUAUCGCUGCGCUGAAGCGGUGUCUCUCUUUGAAUGCAGAACGAAGACUGAUUUUGGCAAGCUAGUGUGUUUAUGCAGGCGAUAAAGGCACCGCAUUCAGUUUCAACCCUGUUUUGAGUGUUUGUUUAGCACAGAGGUCAUUUUCCCUCUUUGAUAAAAGGAUAAUUAGGAUCAACUGUUUCUAUUUGAUACAUUUCUUGAAUUGCAGAUGGCUUAAAAUGAAGAUGCAGUACACGACAAUAAUUGUUUUCUUUUUUUUUGGUAAGCCUGUGCUGAAAGCAGAAUCCUGACUGUCAUCUUUCUUUUCUGUGGUCCCGGUGAUUGCAGCUCUUCUUGCAUACUGAAUAGUGCAGCCGUGCAUCUCUGCCACUUUUCCUGCUCCUUCUCCUGACUUUAAAUCUGCAAAGUAAACACUAAUACCUGUAGCCAAGCAUACACACAUACCCUAAGAGUCAGUCUAAGUAAAGGUUGAAAGGUUUCAGAGGGGAGUUUCCCUUUAGUAAAGUAAAAUGUUGAGUCUUGACUGAGCAUUUUCAUUAUUAAACAGUGAAACUGAGGGUGACCAGGCUAGUCAGAGGAGAGACACAUGACUUUUAACUGCAUGGGCGACCAGACAAGAGGGAGCUUGUACGGAACAAGAUCAGUCUGGCUGGCUUUGUUGUAAUGAUCAUUAGAAAUAAGUAAAUCAAGUUUGGCUGGAUGAAACAAAAGUAUCCUGACAGGAUCUUAACAGGAGCAGCAAAGGCAUCAGCUGUAGAGCUGAUUGCUUGGAGCAUGAUUUAUGUCUGCAGGUAGGUUUAGCAUGCUAACACGUGUCAUGGCUAUUACACAACCUGAUAUUGUUCGUUAUCAGGAUUUCUUCAGUCACUGGGACUGAAAAUCAUGUUUAUAUACAGUUUUGAAAGACUGCACAUGGGAGAAGUUUGCCUGCAGGGCUUUUUGUAAAAAAACAAAAACAGAAAGGCAAAUUAAUGUGUUACCUAAAGACCUAUUUUAGAGCAAAUCCCCUUCUAAAAAUAAAUGUGUAGUUUACACCCAUCCAUAGGGGCUAGAGCUUAUCCGAGCUGUCCGGUCGGGAUUCUGUCGCAGGGCCAGCGCUGAGUGAUGCACAAGCAUUUAUAGUUACCAGCUGGAGAGAACCAAUACAGGCACAGGAAGAAGAUGUGAACCCAGCCAGUGGAUUUAAACUGAGGAACUUGUUCCUGUGAGCAGUGAUAGUGCUAACCACUGUGCUGCACCAUGCAGUUCAUUUUCUGCCUAAAACGAAAUAGUGAUUGAUAACUGCUUUUCUUACAGCAUUUUUUUUUUAAAAAUUGUUAUAAAAUAGUCUUUGUUUUAUCUUAAAGUAAUGUUGGCAAAUUUAGGGGGUUGGUUUUGCUCCUUAGCAAAGUCAAGCUCUGAAAGCGACCUCUAGAACACAGCUCGAUCCUUUUUUCUUUGUAACUCAAAAACACUGCUGCACGUUCCCGGGUAGACCCUGGUCAGUUCUGCGUGUGGCUUAUUUAGCCAAAGUCACAAAUACAUAACAGUGGCUAUACUGACCACACCGUUUACAGUUUAACUGCUGUUUAUGUGCACUGCCACCAUCUUGGAUUGUUAAGCUGGGGUCAGUGGGGUUGCUUUGACGCUCCAAGUUGGAAAUCUGACUUGAGGGCAUGUUCCAGCCGUAAAUUUCCACUUCAAAAGAAACCAUCUUUAUAUGGAGCACACCCCUUCCACUUCAACAUGAGCUACACCUUAGUGUUUCUCACUGAGCCGCAAAGCUGUGACAUCACAAUGUUGUGAUUGGACAGUUGCAGUGAUGGCGCUGGAACAGCAACACUGUAUAUAUUGUUAGAAAACUACGAACACAGUGACAUCGGAUACACAAUUACAGCACUGAUGUUAGUUUUUGCUCUGAUUUAGCAUUUUGACAUGUUAGCUUAUUAGUAUAAAAUUCUGAACAUGUUUUAUAGAUAUUAGUAUAUUAGUGUUCGUAAAAUAGCCCACCCAGUAUUUUUGAUGCAGGUAGUAAAAGUAAUAUUUAGGAGAUAUGGCCUGAUAGUAUUAUAGUUCCUUAAAUGUCUUAUAGUACAUUUUAUAGUAAUUGUUUGGUAUUGCUUGGUGUAUACCAAUCCAGGGUAUAUACCAACCAUGGAGCUGGAUCAUUGAAGUCACUGAAAUUCAUCCUGUGUGGAAAUAUUGAGGAUGGCUCUGAGAGUUGUCGUCUUUGUCUCGUCUCUUUAUGUGCAGAGAGUAGCAGAGGGUGUGUUUCAGGUACUGAGUGUUUAUAUAAGAGGGUUUGGCUUAAAGUUCCGUGUCUUCAGGUUCUGUUGAUGUACUCUGAACGUGGUGAAAAGGUGAAAGCAUAAAUUAACCUUAAGCUGUCACCUUUUGUGUUCUCACUGCUGCUACAAACAGAAAACUGUGAGAGAAAACACUAAUUAUACACUAAUGACACAGUCAGACAGAGAAACCCUUUUCUCCCUUUAAGAAAGCUUUAAUAACUAACAGUAAUUAACAGCUAAUGACUGGCUUCCUUUCCACAUUGAUAUUUUGGACCAUAUUGUAAUGCAGCACAUUACUACAGGCCUGAGCUCCACCUACCUGACUCGUCAUUCAUGCUUUGUGUGUGAUAGACGUGGAACAGCAUUCCCAUGAACCAGUCUUGGUGCGAGCGAAGGAAAUCUCUGGAUGAAUGCCUUUCCUUGAAGUUGGUGUGCUGCCCGUGUCUGCUUCUCUGUGCUAUUUUUACGUGAGGGGUGGGUUCAUAGAAAACCCCGUAAAACCCUCCUCUGAGCUUAGACUGCAGUGUGACCAAGGAGCCGGAUCACUCGGUAGUCCCAUGGAAUGUUGGGAGUGAGACUUGUUGCACUGGACUUUUACUGGAACACAUUUUAUGGAAACCUGAGAGACUUGUUGUGGUUUUGCUGCUUUGAAGUGCUGACGAGGGCUUUUUUAAAGGAGGGAGGUGACAAACUAUGGCUGAUAUCACCUGUGCCACUGCUGAGCAGCGAUAACGCGGCGUGACAAAAGGAUCUAACUACGCCAUGUCGAACGGGGGCGGGGCUCCCAGCAGCUCCACCCACCUGCUGGACUUCCUAGAGGAGCCCAUCCCUGGUGUUGGGACCUACGAUGACUUUCACACCAUCGACUGGGUCCGUGAGAAGUGCAAGGACCGCGAGAGACACCGGAAGAUCAAUAGUAAGAAAAAGGAGUCUGCAUGGGAGUUCACCAAGAGCCUGUACGACGCUUGGUCCGGCUGGCUGGUGGUGACGCUCACUGGCUUGGCAUCAGGUGCUUUGGCUGGCCUGAUUGACAUUGCUGCUGAUUGGAUGAACGACCUGAAGGAGGGCGUGUGUCUGAGCGCCUUGUGGUUCAACCACGAGCAGUGCUGCUGGACGUCCAAUGAGACCACCUUCGCUGAGAGGGACAAGUGUCCUCAGUGGAAGAGCUGGGCUGAGCUAAUACUGGGGCAGGCUGAGGGCCCCGGCUCGUACAUCAUGAACUAUUUCAUGUACAUCUACUGGGCUCUGUCCUUCGCCUUCCUGGCAGUUUGUCUGGUUAAGGUGUUUGCGCCGUACGCCUGCGGCUCAGGGAUCCCAGAGAUCAAGACCAUCCUGAGUGGGUUCAUCAUCCGGGGAUAUCUGGGCAAGUGGACCUUGAUGAUCAAAACCAUCACUCUGGUGUUGGCUGUGGCGUCGGGCCUGAGCCUGGGGAAAGAGGGCCCCCUGGUCCACGUGGCCUGCUGCUGUGGGAACAUCUUCUCCUACCUCUUCCCCAAGUACAGCAAGAACGAGGCCAAGAAACGAGAGGUUCUCUCUGCCGCGUCAGCUGCCGGGGUGUCUGUUGCUUUUGGAGCACCAAUCGGGGGAGUCCUCUUCAGCUUAGAGGAGGUGAGCUACUAUUUCCCUCUAAAGACGUUGUGGCGCUCCUUCUUUGCGGCCCUGGUGGCGGCCUUCGUGCUUCGCUCCAUUAACCCGUUUGGGAACAGCCGCCUGGUGCUGUUCUACGUGGAGUACCACACGCCAUGGUACCUGUUUGAGCUCCUCCCGUUCAUCCUGCUGGGAGUGUUCGGGGGCCUCUGGGGCGCCUUCUUCAUCAAAGCCAACAUCGCCUGGUGCCGGCGGCGCAAGUCGACACGUUUCGGCAGGUACCCGGUGUUGGAGGUGAUCCUGGUGGCGGCCAUCACUGCGGUGGUUGCUUUCCCAAACCCUUACACGCGUAAGAACACCAGCGAGCUGAUAAAGGAGCUGUUCACCGACUGCGGUCCGCUGGAGUCUUCGCAGCUCUGUCAGUACCGCAGCCAGAUGAACGGCACCAAAGCCUUCUCUGAUGACCAGCCGGCGGGGCCCGGCGUCUACUCGGCCAUGUGGCAGCUGUGCCUGGCGCUCAUCUUUAAAAUCAUCAUGACUAUAUUCACAUUUGGACUCAAGGUGCCGUCGGGUUUGUUCAUCCCCAGCAUGGCCAUCGGGGCGAUCGCGGGGCGGAUUGUUGGCAUUGCCAUGGAGCAGCUUGCAUAUUAUCACCACGACUGGUUCCUGUUCAAAGAGUGGUGCGAAGUCGGAGCUGACUGCAUCACUCCAGGGCUCUACGCUAUGGUGGGAGCUGCAGCGUGCCUGGGUGGAGUGACUCGUAUGACUGUCUCCCUCGUCAUCAUCGUGUUCGAGCUGACCGGCGGGCUGGAGUACAUCGUCCCCCUCAUGGCCGCCGUGAUGACCAGCAAAUGGGUGGGCGAUGCAUUCGGUCGAGAGGGAAUCUACGAGGCCCACAUCCGACUGAACGGAUACCCCUUCCUGGAUUCAAAGGAGGAGUUCACGCACACCACGCUGGCCCGGGAGGUGAUGAGGCCCCGACGCAACGACCCGCCGUUGGCAGUGCUCACGCAGGACGACCUGACUGUGGAGGAGCUGCAGGGCGUUAUCAAUGAAACCAGUUAUAAUGGUUUCCCUGUGAUCGUGUCUAAGGAGUCCCAGAGGCUAGUGGGCUUCGCUCUGCGCAGAGACAUCACAAUCGCUAUAGAGAACGCACGCCGCAAACAGGAGGGCAUCGUGCUGAACUCAAGGGUGUACUUCACCCAGCAUGCACCCACGCUGCCUGCCGACAGCCCUCGACCCCUCAAGCUUCGCUCCAUCCUGGACAUGAGCCCCUUCACCGUCACUGACCACACCCCCAUGGAGAUCGUGGUGGACAUUUUCAGGAAGCUGGGUCUGCGCCAGUGCCUGGUUACUCACAACGGGAUUGUGUUGGGCAUCAUCACUAAGAAGAAUAUAUUAGAGCAUCUGGAGGAGCUCAAGCAGCACACGCCGCCCCUGGCGGCUUCUUGGUAUUAUCACAAAAAAAGAUAUCCUUCGUCACAUGGCUCAAAUGGCAAAUCAGGAUCCAGAGUCCAUCAUGUUCAACUGAUCCGCUCUUUCCAGGACGGCUGGGGUGGAGGGGGCAACGAGGAGGAGGAGGAGGAGGAGGAGGAAGAGGUGUGCCUCCUGAACGGCUCCAGUCUCUGACACGCGGACCCCGUUUUUGUUUGUUCGUUUUUAGUUUUCAGCUGUAGACCCUGAACCUCACUGACUGACUGACUGAGGCCUCCAGAGACUUUCAGGCCACCCGAGGAGAAGACGAUGACACGAGACUUUGUUCUCAUCGUCCGGCUGCCGAGGACACGAUGAGGUCACGGGUCGAAGGCACGCACACACA